UUUCCACCCACGGCGCGAAGGUCGGUCAAAGUUCCGCGUGUGUCUCCGCUUCUGAUGCCACGUGUGCGAGUGUUUGUGUUGUUCUCUCGGUGAGAAGUUGCUUGCGAAUGAUGAAUUUUGCCAAACGGGAGCGAAAAUCAUCGUAAAGUGUUUUGCACUUUGCAGUCGAGUUUCAGUUGGGAAAGAGAUUGCGUAUUCAGCGUGUAGUACGGACUGUUUACGCCACCACGUUGGAAUCGAUUUUCCGCACAGACUACGGCGACGACCUUCACUCACUUCCGGUGCUUCGGGUGGGAUUGUGUUGUGUCCUGGCAGUGGUGGUGCUGGUCGUUGGAGCGAUAAAAUGGUGCACCGUUGCGGGUUGUUGUAAAUCACCCGGGAAAACCCUGCUCCAAACUCAGGUGUGAUGGCCGAGCCACUGUCGCCGUCGGCAAGUUCGAGCUUCAAGCAGAACUUUGAUCUCGUGACCCCGGAGUUUGAGGAGGAUCCGAAGCUGCUGUGGGGCGUUCCCGUGCCGCCGUUCGUAUCCGACAAAGUGGUCUCCUGGGUGGAGGAAAACUUUCCCAGCCCUUCGCCACCGCCACCCAUCGAGUUCAGGGGGCUCAACGUGCUGAAGAAGAUUGAAAAUGUGCGGAUGAUAGACAGAUACAACAGCAAAAAUCCAACGGUUGGGGUGCUGUACCUUACGGCAACGCACCUCAUAUUCGUCGAUCCGGACGCCAACAAGGAGACAUGGGUCCUGUACAUGCACAUUGCUGGCGUGGAGAAGCUCCCCCUCAGCACGACCGGAUCGCCGCUGCUGAUUCGGUGCAAAACAUUCCUCUCGAUCACGUUCGUCAUUCCGAAGGAACGUGAGUGCCAUGACGUGUACACGACGCUGAUGAAGCUGUACCAGCCGGUCAACAUCAAGAAUCUCUACUGCUUCCAGUACACGACGGCAACGAAGGAUUUGCCCAAGUCGGCUGGCUGGGAUUACUUUAAGCUGGAGAAUGAGUUCCGGCGGAUGCGCGCCCCGAACGACCAGUGGGCACCGUGUGUGCUGAACCAGAACUACGAGCUGUGCGACACGUAUCCGCAGCAGUUGUACGUGCCGGUGGAGGCUAGCACCGCAAUGCUGCUGGGGAGUUCCCGCUUCCGGUCCAAGGGGCGCCUGCCGGUGUUGACCUACUUGCACUCAAACCGGGCGUCCAUUUGCCGGUGCAGCCAGCCCCUGUCUGGAUUUAGCGCCCGCUGUCUUGAGGACGAACAAAUGCUCGAGGCCAUUCGGCGAACCAAUUCCAACUGUGGAUUUAUGUACGUCGUCGACACCAGGCCAAGGAUUAACGCGAUGGCCAACCGGGCCGCCGGCAAGGGCUACGAGAACGAGGCAAACUACGAGAACAUCAAGUUUCAGUUUCUUGGCAUCGAAAACAUCCACACGAUGCGGACCAGCCUGCAGAAGGUGAUUGAGUGCUGCGAGCAAAAAUCACCCACGAUGAAUAGCUUCCUGGGCGCGCUUGAGUCUUCCGGCUGGCUCAAGCACAUUCGGUCGAUACUGGAUACCUCCAGCUUCAUCGCCAACGCCGUGGACAAGGGCAUCUCCGUCGUCGUUCACUGCUCGGAUGGGUGGGAUCGAACCGCUCAAGUUUGCUCUCUGGCCGCCCUGAUGCUGGAUCCGUACUACCGCACCAUCAAAGGAUUUCAGGCUCUCAUCGAGAAGGACUGGCUCGCCUUUGGGCACAAGUUUAGCGACCGCUGCGGCCACAUCCAGAACGACCCGAAGGAGGUCUCGCCGGUGUUUACCCAGCUGCUGGACUGCACCUGGCAGCUGAUGCAGCAGCGGAACGAUGCGUUCGAGUUCAACGAGCGGUUCCUGCUGAUUCUGCACGAUCACGUGAUGUCGUGUCAGUUUGGUACGUUCGUUGGCAAUUGCGAGAAGGACCGGUUGGAUCUGCGGCUGGCGGAGAAGACGUUUUCGCUGUGGGGCUUCAUGUCGAACCACUUGAACGAGUACAUUAACCCGCUGUAUCGGCCGGAAAUGGACGAAACCAUCCGGCCGAAUUUGGCGCCGCAGUGCAUCAAGUUUUGGCGCGGAAUGUACAGCCGGUUCGAGAGUGGAAUUCAUCCGCGGGAACCGCUGGACGAUUUGUUGAUUGCCAGUAAGGACCACUCGACGUCGCUGGAUGACCACGUGCAGCUUCUUACGAGGCGCAUCAACAGCUUCAAGAACAUGAUCUCCAAGUCGGCGAAACGGCUCCAGGGGAACAAGUACGUGGACAACCGUGGCAUCGAGGUGAACGACAACCGGUACAACUAUGACAAGAGACUGAGCGAGCUUUCCUGCGCGGACGACGAUCACCCGCUGAAGACUUCCAACUUUUCCUUUUCCAACCUUGCUACCACCGAGUACAACGAGAACAACGUGGACGUGGCCGCGGUAACGGACGAGAUCAACUCGGUUGCGAUCGACUGGAAGCCGCUGCGCAGCGUGCCCAACUGCCCGUCCUGCUCGAUCCCGUUCGAUCAGAUCACCAAGAAGCAGAACCACUGUUGGAAGUGCGGCGAUGUGUUUUGCAGCCGAUGCAUCGACAAAACCGCCGCCCUGCCCGGCCACGAAAGUGGUAACCCGGUGCCCGUCUGCCGGAACUGUUUCCGCGAGGUGCAGCAAGUUAGUCCGUAAGCAGUGAUCAGGGUUUGAAUGUAGCAUUUCCUUCCUUCCUUAUUUUAUUGUGUACCUCCCCAAUGUGAAUUCCUUUCGGUUGGCUCACCGGGACCGGCAUGGCUAGGUUUAAGUUGUUACGAACUGUUUUACACUUACACAAAAAUAUUUACACAUCACGAUUGAGUUCUCCCCCCAAAUAGCUUUAAUUUUUAGAAAUAUCAGCCAAGAAGAAUUUUGUUAAAUAGAUUAGCAAAUAGGAAAGACAUCCAGUUGAAGUCUGUUUUACACAUAGCUUAUGUUAUUAUGUUUGUGAAUGUGAUACUACUUUGAAUUUCAGCUUUUUGCUAAAAACAGGAAAAAGAAACAUAAACAAAUGCGCAUGUGUGUUGGCGCUUUCGUAUUGUGGAUAAACCCAAGUCAUAUGACGCAAAAAAAAAACGAAAUGAAUGUAUAAAUUAGUCAUCUCUAAAAGGCGCCCCCGCUGGCCAAAAUAUGCUAUGCCGAGCACGCAAAAAAAAGUGACACCGUUUCUCUAUACUUAUUCCUCAGCACACCUUUUAAAUGAAAACAUUAAGAAAUCAUGCACAACGGCACGGCACACGCGGUGUCGGUAGCAUAUUUUGGAGUGGUAGCCUUAGGAAUCAAAAGUUAUAAACUUUGUGGAAAAAUAUGUAAAAUUUGUUGCUGAUACUGAAAAAUGUUUUAAACUGAAAUCAUGAAAAAUCAAUGUAUUGAAAAUAAAAGAAAGUAUUAUAUCUGGAA
Messenger RNA from Culex pipiens pallens (northern house mosquito), 3403 nucleotides. It is a transcript of the gene Mtmr6, whose product is annotated as myotubularin-related protein 8. The record is from RefSeq and is a predicted model, not a curated record. Bases 407 to 2659 code for a protein of 750 amino acids. Lineage: Eukaryota; Metazoa; Arthropoda; Insecta; Diptera; Culicidae. Gene Ontology annotation, molecular function: phosphatase activity; metal ion binding. The transcript is spliced from 10 exons. Gene Ontology annotation, biological process: dephosphorylation.